AUGUCCUUCCGUGUUUCGCCAUGUGAGAGUGGAAAUGCCCCGAUAACGUUUAUAGGUUUCAAUCAGGACUAUGGGUGCUUUGCAGUCGGUAUGCAAAAUGGUUUUCGGAUAUUCAACACCGAUCCGUUGAAACAGCUCGAAAACUGUGAGUUUCACCAGUGUGAGGGUUCCGGAGUUGGCUUCGUCGAAAUGCUCCAUCGAAGUAGUUUUCUUGGCCUUCUUGGUGGCGGGCGCCAGUCUAGGAUACCCAGCGACACCGCCUGGGUAUGGGAUGGUGUUGAACAAAAAGUUAUUCUUGAACUCGCCUAUGGAAGCGACGUUCGUGCCAUAAGACUUCGCAAAGACCUGAUCGCUGUGGUUCUCGUGAACGCGGUAAAGGUUUACACCUUCGGCUCCUGCCCAGAGCUUCUCUACCAGACGGAGACAGCAUCGAAUCCUCAAGGUCUCUGUCAUGUCUGUCAGAACCCCGAGAACCCUAUUAUCGCCUUCCCCGGUCGGCGAGUGGGGAUGGUGACGCUAGUCACGUCACCAUUAACUGCUUCAACAACGGUGGCACCACCGCCACGUCAUCUGUCGGCUCACCAAAACCCGCUGGUAGCCCUGACAAUGACCGCAGAUGGGGAACAACUAGCCACCGCUUCUCAGCGUGGUACUCUUGUUCGCGUCUUUGAUACUCGCUCGUGUGAACUUCUCCACGAGCUGCGUCGUGGUUCAAAUGCUGCACUUAUCACCUGUAUAGCCUUUGAUCAUGCUGCUGCCUCUGCCGCACGUCGGCUAGCUGUCGCUAGCGAUCAUGGUACUCUUCACGUCUUCUCCCUCGAUUCAGUUGAGAAAGAAACGUCAUGGUCUGUUGGUGGUGUCAGUGGUGUUGGAAGUGGUACAGUCAGCUCUCGACGUCUCCCUCUGGGACAGGACUUAACCCGUCAAGCAUUUCAAGCUGCCAAAUCGGCUGCUUUUUUACCGCGAUAUUUCUUCUCUACGGUCAGUCAAAUACGGUUCGCUUUAAAUACCAAAUUCAAAGUGGUCUGCGCGUUUAGUUCAUCCAAUCCAGACACUUUGAUCGUCCUCGCAGCGGACGGCAGUUACUCGAAGUACAGUUUCACGCCAAAUGGUGUAGUAACCAAAGAACAGUCUAUUAACUUUUUAGAUUUUUACGAUGAUGAAAGUGACCUGUGA
Molecule: messenger RNA, 1176 nt
Organism: Hydatigera taeniaeformis
Lineage: Eukaryota; Metazoa; Platyhelminthes; Cestoda; Cyclophyllidea; Taeniidae
Source: the annotation of a GenBank genome assembly